Messenger RNA from Polypterus senegalus (gray bichir), 2359 nucleotides. RefSeq names its product neuromedin U receptor 3 (gene nmur3). The transcript is spliced from 3 exons. Bases 404 to 1774 code for a protein of 456 amino acids. Gene Ontology annotation, biological process: G protein-coupled receptor signaling pathway. The record is from RefSeq and is a predicted model, not a curated record. NCBI's taxonomy places the organism in Eukaryota, Metazoa, Chordata, Cladistia, Polypteriformes, Polypteridae. Gene Ontology annotation, molecular function: neuromedin U receptor activity. Gene Ontology annotation, cellular component: plasma membrane.
GUCACUUUCUCUUUGCACGCGUGUGCCAUCUCCACGCUGGAUUUGGGUUGCGGGAGUUGAUUGGCGUCACAACGGUGUCACGAGCCGCGUGAAGUGAAAAGACGCACACAGAGCGGGAACGCGCUCACCUCACCCACCGGCGACGCGCUGCUUCUUAGAAAUCCAUCCACUCCUUGGAGCAUCUCUGCUGAAAGUUUUGGGGUGAGUGGGACAGACGGAUUUCCCGAGCAUUUGCGGACUGGCGCUAGAGGUGGUCUGGGAGUUUGGCCACAGGCAAAAACUGAACUUGAAAAAUCAUCACAGUGAAAUUUGUGCUGAUGUCUAUACCAAUCUGGAAGUCAGUAACAUCAGUAAUUUGUCCAAACUGGAGGCAUCCACUUACUGUGGUUCUUCUCCGCCUGAGAUGUUCUGCCAACUCGGACAGAAGCGUCUUGUAGUGCACUCAGUCCCACUUGAUGCCUCUUGUUGCUAUUUUAUUUUUACCAGUGCAGCUGAUAUGGAUACAAUGGCUCAAACUACUUUGGGAGACAUGUUUCUGAAUUGUUCAGAGUUUCUGAGCAUGUCCUGCAAUAGCACACUUCUCAAUAAAACUCUCAAUGCUACAGAUUCCCAGGAAUUAUUUUUUAUUGAGGAGCUUCUUUUCAAAAUUCUAGGCCCCAAAAGAUCCUCCUUCUUCUUACCCAUUUCUUUGAUCUACCUUGUCAUCUUUGUGACAGGAGUGUCAGGAAACCUUCUCACCUGUGCUGUUAUAGGAAAACAUCAAAAAAUGAGAACUCCAACGAAUUUGUAUUUGUUCAGUUUGGCCGUGUCUGACCUUCUGGUGCUACUUUUCGGAAUGCCCUUAGAGAUCUAUGAGAUGUGGCAAAAUUACCCAUUCCCCUUUGGAGAAGGAGGCUGCUAUUUUAAAACCUUUCUCUUUGAGACAGUCUGCUUUGCCUCAGUUCUGAAUGUCACUGCCCUCAGCGUGGAGAGAUACAUUGCAGUGGUCCAUCCUCUGAAGACCAAGUAUGUAAUGACCAACACUCAUGCCAGAAAAGUCAUCUCUACGGUCUGGAUUAUAGCUUUGAUCUGUGCUAUUCCCAACACCUCUCUUCAUGGAAUUUAUUAUGUGUACCUUCCUUCAUUCAAGAAGAUCGAGGAUUCGGCUGUGUGCAGCCUAUUAAAGCCAAGGUGGAUCUACAACCUGGUGAUUCAAGUCACAACAGUCUUUUUCUACUUCAUUCCCAUGACCAUAAUAAGUGUCCUGUACCUGAUGAUAAGUUGUCGUCUUAACAGAGAGAGAAAAUUUCCUGUGGGAAAACUUGGAAAGAACUGCAGCUCUAAAACCAGCUGGAAAAUCCAUUUGGAGACUGGCAGAAGACGGCAAAUCAACAAGAUGCUAUGUGUCGUCGUGGUGGUUUUUGCCAUCUGCUGGGCUCCAUUCCACAUCGAUCGCCUACUCUGGAGCUUCAUCACAAGUUGGACAGACUUCAUGCAUGCUGUUUUCCAGUAUGUCCACGUGCUCUCAGGGGUCUUCUUUUAUCUUAGUUCAGCAGUCAACCCCAUCAUCUACAAUCUGCUUUCCACCCGCUUUCGGGAGAGGUUUAAGGAGUUGAUGUGUAGAAAGAGCAAUGCCAGCACCUCGCACAACAGCUCCCCUGCAUUUUCCAGAAUCUUGAAGAGCCCAUCCUUGGAUGACCAUAUGAAAGGCAGAGAGGAGCGGCCCAAGUGUCUACAUCCAUCGGUGAUAUCUCAUCUAAGCUGGGAUCAUGAGGAUGAGACCACUGAUAUGUAGACUCACAUUUGCAAAGGCAGAAAAGUAUAGGCGAGGCACCUCCAUUGCCUAUACCUUGUUAAACAUAAGAAGAAUCAACCUUGAGGAACAUCAGCGUGAAGAAAUUAAAUGUGAAUAUUAACCAGCUAACGUCAAACUGCCCGCUAACAUGAACAGAGUGUCCUGUGUCUAAGACCUGUGAACGUGGACUUUCUCAGGCAAAAAUGAGCAGCUUUUUUAUGACAAAAUGUCAGUAAUAGAUGGUGUUCAUUGGAAAUUUAAAGGACACGAUACAGUGGACUCAGAAAGUAUUAGUCUCCUUCACUAAACAAUUCAUAAUGACAAAGUGAAAACACGUUUUCAGAAAGGUCUGGAGAUUUCUUAAAAAUUUAAAACUGAAAUGUUUAAUCCAUCUAAGUAUUCAGACCCUUUAUUCAGUAUUUUGUAGAAGCCCCUUUGAGAGCAAUUACAGCUUUGCGUCUUAUUGAGUAAGUUUCUACAGGUUUUGCACGCUUGGAUUUGGGCAGUUCAUCCUAUUUUUCCUGGCAGAUCCUCUCAAGUUUCAUUUAAUCGGAUGGGAAGCAUCUGUAACCUUCAGGUCUCUCC